This is a messenger RNA of Thamnophis sirtalis, 1026 nucleotides long. NCBI's taxonomy places the organism in Eukaryota, Metazoa, Chordata, Lepidosauria, Squamata, Natricidae. The record is from RefSeq and is a predicted model, not a curated record.
AUGACUGUGCUGCAACAUCACCAUUACAGUCACUAUAUGCGGCAUCCGGACUAUGAUGACGAGAACGCUUAUGGAGCCAUCCUGCCACAAGUCGUGACUGCUGGAACAGUAACGCGACGUGCUGUGGAGCCCACGUGGCUGACUGCCAGCAACGCCAGGACUGACCGGGUUGGCAGUGAACUGAAAGCGAUCGUCCAGGCUCCUCCUGGUUACCACUUGGUUGGAGCUGAUGUUGACUCUCAAGAACUUUGGAUAGCAGCUGUUUUGGGAGAAGCCCAUUUUGCCGGCCUGCAUGGCUGCACCGCUUUCGGCUGGAUGACGCUUCAGGGGAAGAAGAGCAACGGCACGGACCUGCACAGCAAAACGGCCUCCACCGUGGGCAUCAGCCGAGAGCACGCCAAGGUGUUCAACUACGGGCGCAUCUACGGGGCAGGACAGGCGUUCGCCGAGCGUCUCCUCAUGCAGUUCAACCACCGCCUGACGGAACAGGAAGCUGGCGAGAAGGCCCGGCAAAUGUACGCCGUCACGAAGGGAAUCCGACGUUGCCACCUGUCUGAAGAAGGGGAGUGGCUAGUGAAUCAACUGGGCCUCGCCGUAGAAAGAGCAGAAGAUGGUUCCAUAGCCAUGCAAGACGUGUGGCGGUUACAAAGAGAAGCCAAGAAACGGUCUCGUGGAAAGAAGUGGGACAUGGUACGCCGGCGAGUGUGGGCCAGUGGCACAGAGUCUGAAAUGUUCAACAAACUGGAAAGCAUCGCCAUGUCGCAAGCACCCAGCACCCCAGUGCUGGGUUGCCGAAUUUCUAGAGCGGGAAACUCUGGAUAUAUACAGACUUAUUAAAAUAACAAAAGGUUCUUUGGAAAAAGGAAAGUGAAAUUUGAUUUUAAGAAGCUAACUGGACACACUUCCUCCCAGCGGGAUCCUCCAGAAGGAACCUCUUGGUCGUGGACAACUGCUUUUUCUUCUCACUCCAUGUCAAAAGGAGGGGAAUAAACAGACAUCUCUGUGGCUCCCAAGGUCAACGUGGUG